Messenger RNA from Cornus florida, 1104 nucleotides. RefSeq names its product probable receptor-like protein kinase At5g38990. The transcript is spliced from 3 exons. Lineage: Eukaryota; Viridiplantae; Streptophyta; Magnoliopsida; Cornales; Cornaceae. Bases 1 to 1104 code for a protein of 367 amino acids. Gene Ontology annotation, cellular component: plasma membrane; plasmodesma. Gene Ontology annotation, biological process: protein autophosphorylation. Gene Ontology annotation, molecular function: ATP binding; transmembrane receptor protein tyrosine kinase activity. The record is from RefSeq and is a predicted model, not a curated record.
AUGUCUGAGCAUUACAGUGUACCUCCUAUGGAGGUAAGAAAUGAUAUCUUGUUGGUUUAUAGAAUUUCUCCUAGAAGAAAUAAUGGACCAUCAUGGGGGUCGCGGUUGUGGGGCUCGCUUUGGCAUAGAAAGAGACCUUCGAAGGGAAAAGGUUAUCGGCUGCCAGAAGUACAUUGUCGUCGUUUCUCAUUGGCAGAGAUUGGAACCGCUACAGACAAUUUCAAUGAUCGCCUCCGAAUAAAAAUGGGGAAGGUUUACGAGGGUUAUAUAGAAAACAUGGGGAAGGUUGCUAUCAAAUGGUUCAUAGCCAAUGAUCUCUUCUAUGAUAAUUUUUGCACAAUGUUGGAGGUGCAAUCCCAACUUCGAUGCAUCAAUGUAGUGUCCUUGGUGGGGUACUGCUAUGAUGGUCAUGAGAUGAUCCAGGUGCACGAAUACAUGGCCAAUGGAAACCUAUUCGAUCGUCUCCACAAUUCCAGCAAUAAUAAUAAUCCUGCGUCGUGGAAGCAGAGGCUCCAAAUCUGCAUUGAUGUGGCACAAGGACUGGAAUACCUUCAUACAAGUGUUGCAAAGAUUUCAGAUUUUAAGGUAUCCUUGUUGGUUCCCGAGAAUGUCUCAUUCAUCUUCACAGAAUGUGUGGGUAUAGUUGACUAUACGAUCCAGAGUAUUGGGAAACUUGUCGAUACGGAAAAAUCUGAUGUUUACUCUUUCGGCGUGGUGUUGUUUGAAGUGUUGUGCGCUAGGAAAUCAAUAUCUAUGGAGGGAGAGGAGAGGGUUCUAAGCACGUGGGCCAUAGAAUACAUAGAAGCGGGCUCAGUUGAACAAAUCAUCGAUCCGUAUCUGACUAGAAAGAUAUCGCCUUUUUAUUUAAUACUGUUUGUGGAAAUUGCUAGGAAAUGCUUAAUUCUUAGAGCGGCCGAACGCCCUCCAAUGACUGAGGUUGUGCGCACACUCAAGUUUGCUCUAGAAGUGGAGGAAACUGUUAAUGCCGCAGUGGAGUAUAAGAUGAUCAAAAGAAUGGCUGAGCCUCACGAUAUUUUUGAAGUUAGAGAUUGUUAUGGAGAUUUUAUCACGUUGUUCUUCGGCAAAAAGGAUCUCGAUGUUUGA